UCAAAGUCACACAAGAACACAUAGGGGAGGUAAAGCUUUUCAAUGUGAGGUAUGUGGGAAAGCCUUUCAUUCCCCCACUUUAUUUAGAAKACAUGAAAGAACUCAUUCUGGAGAGAAAUCCCAUGAAAGUAAAGAAGGUGGUAAAACCAUGGAUUCACCCAGAAGUCUUCACAGUCACGUGAUCACGCACACUGGGAAAGUACUUUUUAAAUGUAACRUAUGUGGGAAAGACUUUGCUUCCCAAAGUUUAUUUAGAAUACAUCAGAGAAAACAUACUGGAGAGAAGCCCUAUAAAUGUCAACAAUGUGGAAAAGCCUACACUACUUCAUCUUACUUUCAGAUACAUAAACAAAUCCAUGCUGGAGAGAAGCCCAAUGAAUGCCAACAAUGUGGAAAAGUCUUCACUUGUUCUUCUUCCCUUCACACACAUGAACGGAUACAUACUGGAGAGAAGCCCUAUGAAUGUAAGCAGUGUGGCAAAGCCUUCACUCGGUCCACUCACCUUCACUUACAUGAAAAAACUCAUACUGGUGAGAAGCCCUAUGAAUGUCAACAAUGUGGCAAAGCCUUCAGUACUUCUUCCUACCUUCAGAUACAUGAGCGGACUCAUAGUGGGGAGAAGCCCUAUGAAUGUCAACAAUGUGGGAAAGCCUUCAGUAUUUCUUCCUACCUUCAGAUACAUGUGCAAAUUCAUAGUGGGGAGAAGCCCUAUGAAUGCAAUCAGUGUGGCAAAGCUUUUGCUCAAUCAUCUACCCUUCACAAACAUAAAAAAACUCAUAUGAAAAAGAAACCCUAUGAAUGUCAACAAUGUGGGAAAGCCUGCCCUAGUUUGUCUUACCUUCAGAGACAUGAACGUAGGCAUACUGGAGAGAAGCCCUAUGAAUGUACGCAGUGUGGCAAAGCCUUCACUCGGUCCACUCACCUUCACUCACAUGAAAAAUCUCAUACUGGGGAGAAGCCCUAUGAAUGUCAACAAUGUGGGAAAGUCUUCACUACUUCUUCUUCUCUUCAUAGACAUGAAGGAACGCAUACUGGAGAGAAGCCCUAUCAAUGUCAACAAUGUGGAAAAGCCUACGCUACUUCAUCUUACCUUCAGAUACAUGAACAAAUCCAUGCUGGAGAGAAGCCCAAUGAAUGCCAACAAUGUGGAAAAGUCUUCACUACUUCUUUUUCCCUUCACAGACAUGAAUGGAUGCAUUCUGGAGAGAAGCCCUAUGAAUGUAAGCAGUGUGGCAAAGCCUUCACUAACUCCUCUAUACUUCACAGACAUGAAAAAACUCAUACUAGAGAGAAACCCUAUGAAUGCCAACAAUGUGGGAAAGCAUGCAGUACUUUGUCUUUCCUUCAGAGACAUGGACAAAUCCAUACUGGAGACAAGCCCAAUGAAUGCCAACAAUGUGGAAAAGUCUUCACUUCUUCUUACAACCUUCACAUACAUGAACGAACGCAUACUGGAGAGAAGCCCUAUGAAUGUAAGCAGUGUGGCAAAGCCUUCACUCGGUCCACUCUCCUUCACUCACAUGAAAAAACUCAUACUGGAGAGAAGCCCUAUGAAUGUCAACAAUGUGGGAAAGCCUUCAGUACUUCUUCCUACCUUCAGAUACAUGAGCGGACUCAUAGUGGGGAGAAGCCCUAUGAAUGUAAGCAGUGUGGCAAAGCCUUCAUUAGGUCCUCUAAACUUCAUAGACAUGAAAAAACUCAUACUGGGGAGAAACCCUAUGAAUGUCAACAAUGUGGGAAA
Molecule: messenger RNA, 1741 nt
Organism: Urocitellus parryii (Arctic ground squirrel)
Lineage: Eukaryota; Metazoa; Chordata; Mammalia; Rodentia; Sciuridae
Source: RefSeq, a predicted model, not a curated record